This is a messenger RNA of Python bivittatus (Burmese python), 963 nucleotides long. The record is from RefSeq and is a predicted model, not a curated record. Lineage: Eukaryota; Metazoa; Chordata; Lepidosauria; Squamata; Pythonidae.
AUGGAAGGAUCUAGCGCUUCCAGUUUUGGAAUAGACACGAUUUUGUCUAAUCCCAGGUCCGGCAGCCCGGUUAUGAUGAACGGAGACUUUCGGACGGCCCAUGGCGAGGCCAGGGCAGCGGAUUUUCUCAACCAGGCCACUCCGUCCCCUUGUUCGGAAAUAGACACGGUGGGGACGACUCCCUCCUCGCCUAUCUCGGUCACCGCAGAGCACCCCGAGCAGCAUCUGGCGCAAGACGGCUUGUCGCCGCAGCAUCACCAUCUUCAUCACAGCCAACAUCCAGAGCAGCAACAGCCAAAAAGUUUGCAGCCGUCGCCCCAGCAACAGCAGCAGCAGCAGCAACAGCAGCAGCAGCAACAGCAAUUAGGUUCGGGCAGCUCUGCCCCCAGGACUUCCACUUCUUCUUUUUUAAUUAAGGACAUUUUGGGAGAUAGCAAACCGCUGGCAGCGUGUGCCCCUUACAGCACUAGCGUCUCCUCUCCCCAUCCCACCCCCAAACAAGAGAGCAACGCAGCCAACGAAAGUUUCAGGCCAAAACUCGAGCAGGACGACAGCAGAACCAAACUGGACAAACGCGAUGACUCCCAGAAUGAGCUGAAAUGCCACGGGGCAAAAGAAGAAGGGGAUCGUGAGAUUUCAAGCAGCAGGGAUAGCCCUCCUGUGAGGGCAAAGAAGCCUCGCAAGGCACGGACUGCCUUCUCCGACCAUCAGCUCAACCAGCUGGAGAGGAGCUUCGAGAGACAGAAGUACCUGAGCGUCCAAGACCGCAUGGACUUGGCAGCCGCCCUCAAUCUGACUGACACCCAGGUCAAGACCUGGUACCAAAACCGGAGCGCCGCGCCCCCCCCCCACCUUCCGCGGCCUCUGGCCCCCCGGGUUCUGAUCCACGGCCUCGGCCCGGGAGGGCAGCCGGCCCUCAACCCCUUAUCCAACCCCCUUCCAGGGACCCCUCACCCGCGGUGA